AGUGACAAUAGAGGAGACCCCUAACGUGCUUGGAGCGUUACAGAUACCGGAUUCUCCUGCUGGGCUGGAAGCGUCUAAGGACAUGGGAAUGCGGGAGUUUGAAGCUCUUCCUGCGUGUUCUCCUAGGGUUCCUAAGGAAUCGUGGGAAAAGCAGCUGCUGACCUUGUUCUUUCAGCAACAGCAACAGCAGCAACAGCAGCAACAGCAACAGCAGCAGCAGCAGCAGCAGCAGCAGCAGCAGCAGCAGCAGCAGCAGCAGCAGCAGCAGCAGCAGCAGCAGCAGCAGCAGCAGCAGCAGCAGCAGCAGCAGCAGCAGCAGCAGCAGCAGCAACAGCAGCAGCAGCAACAGCAGCAGCAGCAACAGCAGCAACAGCAGCAACAGCAACAGGAGCACGGGCAGAAUCAACAGCAGAGCCUGUCUCUGCAGGAGGCAGAGAGGGCUGGCAUGGGAGAAAUGCAGGGAGGCGCAUGGGACAGAUUCGUGGGGAUAGAGGAGGGGGGAGUGGGGCAGAAGAAAGGGAGGGAGAGGGGGGAGCGGAGGCAGAGGGAGGUGGGGGAAGUGAAGCGCGGUCGUGUGGACAGUAGUGCUUGUUUGAACCUGUCGCUGUCAGGGGUGUGGGACGGUUUGGGAGGCGCAAGCCGUGGUGGGGUAGGGAGAAACGGAGGGAACGGAGGGAUCAGUGGGAACGGAGGGGAGGGAGGGGAGGGAGGGGAGGGAGGGGAGGGAGUAGAGACGAGGAGUGCUCUGAUACCAAGUUCUGUGAUGAGGCGGUGGGGUGAGAAGGGCAGAAGGGAGGUGGAGCGCGGUGGGCGUGCGUGGGAAGGGUGUGACGAGAGGCUUCCUGAGGUGGGUCAGGAAGUAGGGGGAGGUGUGUUGCGAGGGGAGAGGGGCGACGAGGGAAAAAAUACAGUGGGAGUGAGAAGUGAGAAGAUAGGGGCAAGAGAUGGUUUAGGUUCAGAUGUGAGGGUUGUGGUUGAUCAGGGAAUGAGACUGGGGAGCAGAGGGGAAGAAGUGGAGAGGCGGAUGGAAGCGAUUGUGGAAAGGAAGGAGCAGCAGGAGCAGCAUAAUGACUGUUUGGCAUCAGUGCUCUCCUUGGCAACAGCAGUAGGAAGCUCUGCCGUUGCUGCUGGCACUCUUCCCGUUUUGAACCGUCUCAAAACGGGAAGGAAGGAGCAGCGGGAGCAGCAUGAUGACUUGGCUGAAGCAGGGGGAGCAGGGGCGGCUGGGAGUGGUGGGGUGAGGCUGUUUGGAGUUGAUAUGGCAUUGCCCACUGAAGUUGGUCCGCGUUUUUGUUCUUAG
Molecule: messenger RNA, 1300 nt
Organism: Closterium sp. Naga37s-1
Lineage: Eukaryota; Viridiplantae; Streptophyta; Zygnematophyceae; Desmidiales; Closteriaceae
Source: the annotation of a GenBank genome assembly